Molecule: messenger RNA, 1898 nt
Organism: Rosa rugosa (rugosa rose)
Lineage: Eukaryota; Viridiplantae; Streptophyta; Magnoliopsida; Rosales; Rosaceae
Product: protein JINGUBANG-like
Exons: 1
Coding region: 193-1581 (462 amino acids)
Molecular function (GO): protein binding
Source: RefSeq, a predicted model, not a curated record
CUCAUCUUCUCACUCGAUUGCUAUUAUGCUCUAAUUGAUAAGCUACAUUUAAUGCCCUUGAAAGACCCAAUUAAUUGGUCCUAUACUCCAAUUAACCAACCCCCAACAAAUUUAUCUAACACAGUAAAGCACAAUUUUAAGCACCCUUUCGAUUUUUCAUAACAUUUCCUUCUGUCACCUAUCUCAACUGCAAUGGAGUUUCAUGGAGAUCAAAGAAACCUCUGGAGCUUCAUGGAUGAAGAAAGAAAGAGCAUCAAGUUACCUCGGAGACUUUCCUUUGGUAGUAACCAACAACAAAGUUCGUCAUCCGAAGUACCUAACACUCACUUAGCUUCUGCAGCAAGACCAUCUAAUGCUGCUUCAGAACCAUCAAUUGAUGCAAUUCCUCCCAGACCUAUGAGCCCCGGCACGCCAUGGACACUCUCCCCGGUGCGCACUUCUCCUUCCCAACCUCUUCUUUAUCAUUGCAUAGCCUCCCUCCACCGCCAUGAAGGUAACAUUUUCUCCAUCACACUCUCAAAAGAUUUCAUAUUCACCGGCUCAGAAAGUAGCCGGAUUCAUGCUUGGAAGCAACCAGAUUGCACCGAGAUAGGUUACAUAAAGGCUACUUCGGGUCAAGUUCGAGCCAUAUUGGCCUAUGGGAAAAUGCUGUUCACCACACAUGGUGACUACAAAAUUCGGGUAUGGGAUGCAUCAUCCGCAGAGAAUUUUAGACCUAAGAAGAUCACAAGCUUACCACAAAGAAAUCGAUUCUCUAAUUUGUUUUCGAAAAAGAGCAGCCAGCAACACAAUGAUCACAUCUCUUGCCUCGCUUACAACAAAGAAGACAAGCUGUUGUACACAGGCUCGUGGGACAAAUCAGUUAAAGCUUGGAAGAUAAACGAAAAGCGUUGUGUCGACUCGUUCAUUGCUCAUGAAGGUCAUGUGAAUGGGAUUGUGAUCAACCAGGAAGAUGGGUGUGUUUUCACUUGCUCAUCAGAUGGCUCAGUCAAAAUUUGGAGAAGGGUGUUUGGUGAAAGUUCACACAUACUCACCAUGACCCUGAAGUUUCAACUUUCACCAGUGAAUGCCAUGGCAUUGAGCUUGUCAAAUAGCACCACCCUCCUCUACUCUGGCUCAUCGGAUGGGCUCAUAAACUUCUGGGAAAAAGAGAAGAUGUCUGGAAGAUACAACCAUGGUGGGUUUCUGCAAGGUCAUCAUUUCGCCGUUCUUUGCUUGGUAGCCUUGGGAGAACUAAUCUUCAGUGGCUCUGAGGAUGCAACCAUUAGGGUUUGGAGGAGAGAGGAAGGAAAUUGCUUCCAUUCUUGUCUCUCUGUCAUUGAGGGACAUCACGGGCCGGUUAGAUGCUUAGCAGUGUCUUUGGAAACAGAGAAUGUGGUAAGGGUUAAGGGUUUGUUGGUUUAUAGUGCAAGCUUAGACCAAACUUUUAAGGUGUGGAGGGUUAAGGUUUUUCCAACUGAGAAACUAAACUUGGAUGAGUCUGCAAAAGAUCCACAAAGAGAGAUUUUGGAGUGCGAGACAAGUCCAGUGCUGUCACCUUCAUGGGUGGAGAAAAAGCUUCAGGGCAACUUUUUCCAGUAGAAUAGAAGGCAGAACAUGGAACAUGUAAGCUUUGAUCCAUUGCUUAAUUUUUAUGAUGAUUCUACACCAACUCAUACCAUCGAACUACAGCUACCAACUCAGAAAUACAAGAAGACUUCAAGAUUAGUAUCCCAAAAGUUUCAGGGACCAGUUUCAAUUUCCAGAUUUGAGAACUGGGAGCCCUCUAUCGUUCAUAGUUCCACAUUCCAUUUUCAAACAACUUCAGGGACAGGAAAUCCAGGAUUCCAGGCCUCAACGUUACAUUGCCUCUCUUAGUUCAGAGUUUAGGGUGAUUUCAUUUAAUUUUAACAUCAAUU